Messenger RNA from Cutaneotrichosporon cavernicola, 4935 nucleotides. RefSeq lists its product as uncharacterized. Bases 1 to 4935 code for a protein of 1644 amino acids. The record is from RefSeq and is a predicted model, not a curated record. The transcript has 4 exons. Lineage: Eukaryota; Fungi; Basidiomycota; Tremellomycetes; Trichosporonales; Trichosporonaceae. Gene Ontology annotation, molecular function: protein binding.
AUGUCGUACCCGUACCUCGCCCGGACGAUCCUCAAGUACAAGUCGCCGCACGCGACUGACCUGUCCUUCGCGAAGAAUGAGACGAUUCGCGUGACGGGUCCCUCGGACGACGACGAGGACUGGCUUGUGGGCGAGUCAAUGGACGGCGAGCGCAAGGGUGGCUUCCCGAGGGACUUCAUCCAGGUCAUCGAGGAGGAUGAGAGCGAGGCGGCUGUGCCUGUCGCUGCUGCUGUCGCUGCUGGCACGUCUGCGCCUGCAGACACAACCGCACCCGCUGUUCCAGCUGCGGCAUCCGCAGCCCUCCAUCCGCCUGCACCGUCAGCCCCCGCUCUCCCCUCCACCUCUAGCAUUGACGAGUCCUCCGUCGCGGCGUCGCUCUCAGAGACGCCUCCUGCCGCAGCGGCAGUGGUUGCAUCAGAGCCGGAGGCAGCCGCACCGCCUCCCGCAGUUGCGCCCGCGCCACCGGUGGCUGCGCAGCUUCCGCCGUCGCAAGCGGACAAGUCGUUGUCUGCCAUCGACACGGCGCCUGUCGUGUCGGAUCAGCCUCUCUCGCCUAUUAAGGCGACCUCCCCGGUCCGCCCCAAAUCGCCUGUCAAGACAUCCCCAACCACCCACGCCCCUGCUGCGCCCGCCGGUGCAAUCGCAGCGAACCCAGGCGAGGGCCCGCGCCAGUCGAUGAAGGACCGCCUCGCGUUUUUCAAUAAACCGCAAAGUAAGGCUCCCCCCCCUCCCAUUAAACCCAAGCCUGUGGGCGGUGCCUUGACGUGGAGCCAGCGCCAGAAGUUGCGCCUAGAGCAGGAGGCCAAGGAACGGGAUGCCGAGGCUGCAGCGCGCCCCGCGUCAGGCGAACCUUCUCAGCCCGAGAAUCCUGCCGCCCCUGCGGCAGCUGAGCCCGUAUCCGGCCCAACACGGUCACCGCCCGAGCCAGAGCAGACGAAGGAGGAGGGCGAGGGCAUGUCGGCGGCCGACGCAGCCAAGUCGGCCCGGGCUGGCGGCUCUCUCAAGGAGCGUAUGGCAGCGCUGCAGGCCGGCGGCGCCUUUGGGCGCACCCCUGCUCCACCUCCUCCUAAGCCCAGCGGCAAGGUCUGGUCGCGCCCGCCUCCUCCCCCUGCUCCCGAGCCCGUCGAGGGUGAGGAGGACGAUGGUGAGGUUGCUUCAGCUCCGGCGCCGGUGCACCGCGACGCUUCUCCCGGCACUGAGGGUGAGGCUGCAGAGGCAGAGGCGUCCCAGGAGGUCCCAGUCGAAGAAGAGGAGCAGGAUGUCGACGAGGAGGAGCAGGAGAAGCAGCGCCGUGCUGCCAUUGCUGCUCGUAUGGCCAAACUCGGUACCCGCGGUCCGCUGGGUAUGUCGCCUAUGAUGGGUGCCCCACGCCCCAUUCCGGCGCGAAAGCCUACCAGGCAGGCAACAGAGGAGACGCCUGCUGAGGAAGCCGCCCCAACUGCCGCCCCAGUGCCGAUCCCAGGCAUGGCUCACACCGCUCAACCUGUUCGCAAGUCGACAGAGGACGAGAUGGCACAGGAGCAGCCCACAGAGGCCGCAGGAUCACCUCCAGCCGAUGCCGCUACUUCACAGCCGUCGGAAUCGACCUCGACAGCCCCAGUCUCUGUCAAGUUGCCUGCUGUCCCGCGUCGCACUGCUGGUCCACGUCGCCGCGGCACCCCUUCAGUACCGUCGCCGGCACCGCCAGCAACGACUGAGGACACCACAGAGGAUGCCAAGGAGGAGGGGCAAGCGGGGUCUUCCUUCGGCGUGCCCGCGAUGGCCGCUGCUGGAACCCUUGCCGCCGGUGCUACGGCUGCGGCGGCGAUCGCUUCCACUUCCCCUCCCAUUUCUGAGUCACAAUCCGCUGCAGAGCCGCCUUCAGUGCCGGUAGGCGCUUCCGUGCCGAUCCCCGGUGCGCCUCCUGGUACCGAGCACAGGCUUGAGCGCACCCUUCCCGACGGAACAAUCGAGCCUCCGCCUCAAGUCAUGGUUGCUGGCGAGGAGGAAUCGAUGCCACUUUCCCCCGAGCAGCGCGAACUGCGUGCCACCGAGGAGGCCGUGGGUUCUGGCGUUCUGGGCGCCGAGGGCGCGCAGCUUGCUGGUAUCGCUCUGUUGCCCAGGGGCAACGACGAUGACGACGAGAUUCCAUCGUACGCUCCCCCACACACGGCGGAGCGCCUCGAGCGCAAAUCGGAUGACGGCACCAUUGAGCCACCACCCCAGAUCCCACAGUCUGGCGAGGAGGAGGGCACACUAAGCCCUGUCCAUGCCGAGCGUCAUGAGACGCUUGAAAUGUUCGGCCGCAGCCACGGUGGCGUCGAGGGCGCCGAAGCCGCCGGCAUCGCACUGAGUCCAGCACCUAAUGCUGAGAGCGCCGAGUCGCAUGUCCCGCCUCCGCCUCCUCGUCGGCCCACGCAGGAUGAUGAGGACGAGGACGAGGAUGAUGUACCUCCACCUCCACCUGCCCGUCACCCGACCCAGGUCCUCGUUGCGGAGCCUGCUAAGACUGCCACGCCUCCGCCUCCUCACACCACUGACCCGGCCCCACCUCCAGGCGUUCCAAGCAAGAGAGAGGAGGAGGACGAUGAAGAUGAUGAGGAUGACUUCGUCGGGCGUGCUCAACAACUGCAGAAGCGUGACACUGGUGAGGAUGUCCCAGCUCCUCCCGUCCCCGCUCGCGCUGUUCCCCCACCUGCGCCUCCUCGCACGCUGCCACCUUCCUCCCCAGAGGCUGAUGACGAUGGAGACUCUAAUUCGGCGCCUCCCCCGCCUCCCCCUCCCCCGCGCACUCUCAAUCCAGCAAUCCCGGCGGCGGGUGUUGCCGCCCUCGCUGGCGCGGCCGUUGCUGCCGCCAUGGCGUCGAAGCAGGACUCGGUCACGCCUCCUCCUCCGAACCGCCCGAACCCAGGUGACUUGGUGGCUCAUCCAGAGACGGCCGUGUCUACCGCCGAAGCCGAGCUAACCUCGCUUGAGGCCCCGCGGUUACCGAGUACACGUCCAGGCGGUCCUCGCGGUCCUCGCCCGCUCUCCUCCACCUCGAUGAAGGACGAAGACGCAGCAGCCUCUCACACGUCGACAGUUGCGACUGAGGAUCCAGUGGUGCCUGCCCCUCCUUCCCGUGCUGUUCCUCCUCCAGCUCCCCGCGCAGUGCCUCCUCCCCAACAUUCCGAGGACGAGGAGGACGCACCACCCCCGCCUCCCCCUGCUCGCAAGCCAACGCUGCCUCCUCCGCCUCCCCCCGCCGGUGGCGACGAUGACGAUGAGCCUCCGCCACCACCUCCAGCGCGCAAGCCCAGCCUUCCACCCGCAAUGCACACCGAGGGCAUCGAGCGCAUCGCAUCGCACGGCUCGAUCACGGCAACCUCUCCAAUCUCGCCUGUGCGUGCUAUCCCACCCGCCCCACUCGCUGCUCAAGUGGAGGAAGAGGGCGAUGAGGAGACCCAGCGCCGAGCCAGUAUUGCUGCUCGCAUGGCCAAGCUGGGCGGCAUUAGAUUCGGUGCUCCGCCUCCCAUGCCAAUAAGGAAGCGCUCCACUCUCGACGAGGAGACCACGCACGCUUCUCCGUCUGCGGAGCUCCCGCCAACCAGCGACGCCAGCGUGCUGCGGCCCGAACCUGAGGAGACGGACCAGGAAGUGCCGGCUCCCCCACCCCGCGCACCACCUGCGCCGGCGCCCGCGGAUGAUGGAGAGGAGACGCCAGAGCAGGAGGCUGAACGUCGCCGCAAGACACUGGCGCGUCUCCGCGCUGGCGGCAUGCUCGGUGGCGGGCUGUUCCAGGCUGCCCGUGAGGAUCAGCCAGAGGAAUCCCCUCACACCGAGGUGCCGGACGAACGUGGCAUCGAGGAGGAUGCAGACGACGACGACGAGCCCGAGGAAGAGGACCUGCCGCCGCCGCCUCCACGUCGCCCGUCGCACACUGCCCGUUCUGUUCCUCCUGUCGCCGUUGCCGCAGCUCCUCCUGCCGCCGGCCCGCCUCCUGUGCCAGGUGUCCGCCCGCCUGUCCCCGUCCCGCGCUCCAGCCUCCCGCCUCAACCUGCCGAUGACGAGGACGAUGAGGAGGACGCACCCCCUCCGCCGCCUCACCCGGCCCGCUCGAUGUCCUCGGAGGCGGCUGGAGCCGUCCCUCCACCCCGCGCUGCGCCUCCUACUCCUCCGGUAGACGAUGAAAUCGAGGACGCGCCUGCCCCACCACCGCGUCCCCCGCAUCGUAUGUCGUCGUUCGGCGUACCGCAGCACGACGAUGGCGCUGUGGCGGCCCCCCAUCCGCCUGUGGCCCCGCAGGCAGCCCGGCGUACUUCUGUGCCUCCGGUCCCUCAUGCACCACAGGCUGCACCCGCCGCCCGCUCGUUCGCUGCUGUUCCUGACCCCAGUGGUGGUAAGCUUCCGCCGCCUACAGAACCGCAACGCGAGCCCUCGCCCGGCCACUCAGUUCACUCAGCGCACUCUGCACCGCGGUCGUCCUCCCAGGUCGCCCGGCCUGGCUUCAACGACCUACAGCACAUGAGCCAGACGAACGGCGCGGCACUCGCCCGGGCGGCGCGCGGCGUCUUCGACCAGGGCAGGAGAGGAUUCUACGGGGACGGCUCGCCGGCGGGCUUCCUCCGCGUCGUGUUCGACCAGGCGCAUCUCCCAGUCCCUUCGUCUGGACACUGGGGCAUGCCGGUGUACGAGCAGCAGGCGCAGACAAUCAUGAAGCGCCUCGACGACCCGCGGCCUGGUGACGUGGCGGCGCUGUACGAUGCGCGCUUCAAGGGCCAGAAGGGCCUCAAGGGGUACACGCAGCAUGUAGGGUCUGUCGAGGACGCCCUGGUGGGUGUUAUCGGCGAGUACGAGACCAAGGGCAAACACAAGAUUCGCGUGCUCCAUGUCGAGCGCGGCUCGCCAGACGAGGUGUCGUACCGCCUCGACGACCUGAAGAGCGGUCGUGUGGUCAUCUACCGUGUUGGUUUCUAA